Owenia fusiformis is the source of this 453-nucleotide messenger RNA. The record is from the annotation of a GenBank genome assembly. NCBI's taxonomy places the organism in Eukaryota, Metazoa, Annelida, Polychaeta, Sabellida, Oweniidae.
AACGACAUACUUGGGUAUUACGGCGAGGCAGUAUUUGAUGAGCUCUUCUUUUGGGAUUCUUGGAAGCAUGGGGACUUCAUCGAAGCGUUCUUCGAUGUCUUCUCGGAGAGUCUGGCGUAUUACGCGCCUAUGGAGGAAGUUCGUGGGAAUACUAUCCCAGGGGCUGGUCUAUCUGGGACUGUUUAUAACAACCCAGUAACCGUAAAGGGAAGAGUGGGGAAAGGAAUUUCGUUGAAUGGAAUAAACCAAUAUGUUAACUUAUUUAAUCCGUUUGCGGACCUCAGGCAAGAUUGUUUUGGUGACCUAGAAAAGUGUGAGGAGGGCGGAGCAACGCUAUCGUUUUGGAUGAAAAUUGGCUCCAAGGACUCAAAAUCGGAUAUGUAUUACUUCUCAAGCGGAGGCCAAACGGAAAAAUCCCACGGCAUAACUGUACUUUGGAAAAACGGGAAGCUG